GGCGAUAUGGGAGGAGGAUUUCCUUCUAUGACGUGUACAAACGAGGAUGGCCGCAGUUGUGCCCCUAGGUCACGAAGCCUGCAGGCGGUGCCAGGACCAGAGGGCACGGCGGACCGGGGGGCGUGGGUGCCGGGCGCGCGGUGCAGGGCCGGGGCGGCCCGCUGGCACCUGGGGCGGCUGUGGGCCCGGGCACGCCAGGGGCCGUAGGGCUUCAACCAGGGCAGCACAGACUUCCCACACUUCACACCGACUCUCGCGGCCCGCGGCGCCCCCGGCGCGCAAGCAAUUUUUCCAGCUAGUCAAAUUACGGAAGCUUGGACUUAGUGAUAAUGAAAUUCAGCGGCUCCCUCCAGAAAUAGCAAACUUCAUGCAGCUGGUGGAACUUGAUGUGUCUCGAAAUGAUAUUCCUGAAAUUCCAGAAAGCAUCUCAUUCUGUAAAGCACUACAGAUAGCCGACUUCAGCGGAAACCCACUGACUAGGUUGCCAGAAAGUUUUCCUGAAUUACAGAAUUUAACGUGUCUUUCUGUAAAUGACAUCUCACUGCAAUCUUUGCCUGAAAAUAUUGGCAAUCUGUAUAACCUGGCUUCACUGGAACUGAGAGAGAAUCUUCUUACUUAUCUUCCUGACUCUCUUACUCAACUUCGGAGACUAGAAGAACUUGAUUUGGGAAACAAUGAAAUAUACAACUUGCCAGAAUCGAUUGGAGCUCUCUUACAUCUCAGGGAUCUCUGGUUGGAUGGAAAUCAGCUGUCAGAAUUACCUCAGGAAAUAGGAAAUCUGAAGAACCUGCUGUGCUUAGAUGUCUCUGAAAACAGGUUGGAAAGGCUUCCUGAAGAAAUCAGCGGCCUGACUUCAUUAACAGAUUUAGUCAUUUCCCAGAACUUACUAGAAGCAAUUCCGGAUGGCAUUGGAAAACUGAAGAAAUUGUCAAUCUUGAAGGUGGAUCAGAACAGACUUACGCAGUUGCCUGAAGCGGUUGGGGACUGUGAAAAUCUCACAGAGUUAGUUCUCACAGAAAACCGGCUCCUGACCUUACCUAAGAGCAUUGGAAAACUUAAGAAGUUGAGCAACUUGAACGCAGACAGAAAUAAAUUAGUAUCUUUACCAAAAGAGAUUGGCGGGUGCUGCAGCCUCACUGUGUUCUGUGUACGGGACAAUAGACUCACCCGGAUACCGGCAGAGGUGUCGCAGGCAACAGAACUCCACGUCCUGGAUGUGGCAGGGAACAGGCUGUUGCAUCUGCCUCUGUCCCUGACUUCCUUGAAGCUGAAGGCUCUGUGGUUAUCUGACAACCAGUCCCAACCUCUGCUCACCUUCCAGACAGACACAGACCACACCACAGGAGAGAAGAUCUUAACUUGCGUCUUACUUCCUCAGUUGCCUUCUGAACCUCCUUGCCAAGAGAACCUGCCUCGUUGUGGUGCGCUGGAGAGCCUGGUGAACGACGUCUCCGAUGAAGCCUGGAAUGAGCGCGCGGUAAACAGAGUCAGUGCAAUCCGAUUUUUGGAAGAUGAAAAAGAUGAAGAAGACAAUGAAACGAGGACACUUCUGAGGAGAGCCACUCCACACCCAGGAGAGUUAAAGAACAUGAAAAAGACAGUGGAGAAUUUACGGAACGAUAUGAAUGCUGCUAAAGGACUGGAUUCAAACAAAAACGAGGUCAAUCAUGCCAUUGACCGAGUGACCACUUCUGUGUAGAUAUCACCUCUGGGUUUUACCUCCGGUGUCUUCCCCUGCUGUUGAGAUGUUCCUGUCUGCUUCAGUGGAGCCUCACACAGUCCUGUGUCCUGCCUGGCACCGUGCGCCACGUCCUGUCCUCUCCAGUGUCGCGCGUGGGACGCUACUCCUAGGAAGUGCCUUACUCCCGUCCCUCAGCCAGUCGUACCAGUGGUCUACCAGUGUGAUUGUCUUUCUUUUUUUUUUUUUUUCCAUUUCAGUUGUUUGUAAUAAGUAGAAUACACUACUGUAAACAUCGGAUCUUUGUUUUUGUCUUGUGUUUGGGGUAAGGGAGAGCAGGAAGAGGAAUUUUAUCCUCCUCCAUUCUAUAAAGUGCUGGGGCAUUUUGAAUCUAAGUUCUCUUGGACCUACUGAUGAGAGAGAGUUUUAUGUCUGGGGAGAAAUUGAUACUUUUUAAAACUUUUUUGGCAGCUCAGAUGGUGUAAAUUUAAAAAUUUUGUAUAGAUAUUUCG
This is a messenger RNA of Tupaia belangeri chinensis (Chinese tree shrew), 2190 nucleotides long. RefSeq names its product leucine rich repeat containing 1 (gene LRRC1). Gene Ontology annotation, molecular function: protein kinase binding. Bases 47 to 1699 code for a protein of 550 amino acids. NCBI's taxonomy places the organism in Eukaryota, Metazoa, Chordata, Mammalia, Scandentia, Tupaiidae. The transcript is spliced from 14 exons. Gene Ontology annotation, cellular component: basolateral plasma membrane; adherens junction; postsynaptic density. The record is from RefSeq and is a predicted model, not a curated record. Gene Ontology annotation, biological process: receptor clustering; neurotransmitter receptor transport, endosome to postsynaptic membrane; cell-cell adhesion.